Molecule: messenger RNA, 1321 nt
Organism: Colletotrichum destructivum
Lineage: Eukaryota; Fungi; Ascomycota; Sordariomycetes; Glomerellales; Glomerellaceae
Product: Putative NAD(P)-binding domain, NAD(P)-binding domain superfamily
Exons: 2
Coding region: 123-1175 (350 amino acids)
Source: RefSeq, a predicted model, not a curated record
CCGUCUUCCCCUCUGAAAGCGUAGCCUAUGUAUAAUCGAGCGAAAGGGCUGGUUUUGGGACCUUCAUCGAACCGAAAGUCAGACUUCUGAAUCCGACAUCACUACCAGCACAGAAAAGCACAAUGACUGCCAAAAUCUUUCUUACAGGGGCCACCGGCUAUAUUGGAGGUGAUGCUCUGUACCAAUUAUACAAGAAAUAUCCCGACUUCGAAUACGCCCUCCUAAUCCGUUCGGAUGACAAGGCGAAGAAUGUCCUUGAGAAGUAUCCUACAGCCCGGAUUGUUCUCGGCGGCCUCGAUGACUCCGAGACCCUUGAGCGCGAAGCUUCGUGGGCAGAUAUAGUCAUCCACACCGCCGACUCAUCAGACCACGCGGGCGCCGCAAAUGCCAUCUCCAAGGGUCUUGUACACGGGCACUCGCCUUCCCGUCCAGGAUUCUGGCUGCACACUGGCGGUACUGGAAUCCUGACCUACUUCGAUUCCGAGGUGAAGAAGGUGUUUGGAGAGUUGGACGAAAAGGUCUUCAACGAUUACGAGGGCAUUGAAGAGCUCGUCAACUUGCCGGCCGCCGCCUUCCAUCGCAACGUGGACGAGAUCGUCCUCAACACCGGUAGAAAUCACGCCGACUCGGUCAAGACGGCGAUUGUCUGCCCGCCAACGAUCUACGGCGAGGGACGCGGGCCCAUCUCUGGCCGCGGGCGACAAGUCUACGAGCUCGCAUUCUUCAUCCUGAAGCAGAAGUAUUCUCCUCGCAUCGGCAAGGGCCUCUCUCGGUGGAACAACGUCCACGUCCACGACCUCAGCAAGGUCUUCGAGCUUCUUGUGGGCGCUGCCCUAGACCCGUCCCGGAAAGACGACACCGAGCUGUGGGGGGCCCACGGCUACUUCUUCACCGAGAACGGGGAGCACGUAUGGGGCGAUUUGUCUAAGACCAUUGGCCAGGAAGCCCACAAGCAAGGCUUCAUCAAGGAUGCUGCUCCCGGGGUUCGAGAGUUGUCUUACGACGAGGCCGUCAAAUCGCCCGCAGGGUUUGAAGCGGCUAGCUGGGGUAUGAACUCGCGUGGUGCGGCUGUACGAGCAAGGAAGGUACUUGGCUGGAAGCCGCAGGAGAAGAGCAUUGAGGACGAGGUUCCGACCAUUGUCCGAUCUGAAGCAGCAAGGGCUGGGCUUAGAUGAUGUUUUCUGAGGGGUAUAUCAUUCUCAAUCGGUGGAAUCCUUUUGCAAGCGGUUCGCAAAUUUUCAAUGAGCUGUGGGAAGAAGCAGCAUGACUCACAGCAGAUACAUUUAUUUAUAUGAAUGAAGGAGGCAGACCUGAUGGACGC